AUGAGUGCCCUCAAUGGGGGAGGGAUUCUUGGCUUGACCACAGUAUCCAUCACUCUGGACUUCAGCCUGCACAGCAGCUUGAUGGCUUGGCCACUGAGUCACAAUUUGACUUGGAAUCACAGUUUGCCAACAACCGAUCCUCUGAAUUCCUCCAUGGGGGCAGACAUCUCUCGAAAGUCCAUCAAGGAGAAGAACUGGCCAGCCCUCCUGAUUCUGGUCAUCAUUGUCUUGACUAUCGGUGGGAACAUUUUGGUUAUCAUGGCGGUCUCCUUGGAGAAGAAGCUCCAAAACGCCACCAACUACUUCCUGAUGUCCUUGGCUGUGGCGGACAUGUUGGUGGGCAUUCUGGUGAUGCCAGUAUCUCUGAUCACUAUUCUCUAUGAUUAUGCCUGGCCCUUGCCUAAACAACUGUGUCCCAUCUGGAUUUCCCUAGAUGUGCUCUUCUCUACGGCCUCCAUCAUGCACCUUUGUGCCAUCUCCCUCGACCGCUAUGUCGCCAUCCGCAACCCUAUUGAGCACAGCCGGUUCAAUUCCCGCACCAAGGCCAUCAUGAAGAUCGCGGCCGUCUGGACCAUUUCGAUGGGUAUUUCACUGCCCAUCCCAGUCAUCGGCUUGCAAGAUGAUUCUCGGCUUUUUGUGAAUGGAAGCUGUGUCCUGAACGAUGAAAACUUUGUCCUCAUCGGCUCCUUUGUGGCUUUCUUCAUCCCCCUGAUGAUCAUGGUGGUUGCCUACUGCCUGACCAUCCAGGUCCUGCAGAAGCAGGCGUCUCUCUUCCUCUACGGGGAGCCCCUCAAGCCGAGGAGGAGCAGCAUGAGCUGCCUGAAGAAGGACCCCAACGUGGAGAACCUUUCCAUGCUGCAGAACCACGAGGCAGCUUCCCACUUAAACUCUCCAGUCAACAAAGAAGGAGUUCUCUUCCGGAAAGGCACCAUGCAGUCCAUCAACAACGAACGCAGGGCCUCCAAGGUCUUGGGGAUUGUCUUCUUUUUGUUCCUGAUCAUGUGGUGCCCAUUUUUUAUCACCAACAUCAUGUCCGUUCUCUGCAAGGACGCCUGCGACAAGGCUGUCCUCCGUGAGCUUCUGGAUGUGUUUGUUUGGGUGGGCUACAUCUGCUCAGGGGUCAACCCCCUCGUCUACACACUCUUCAACAAGAUCUACCGCAGGGCUUUCUCUAACUAUAUCCGGUGCCGCUACGAGAGCGGCAAAAGGGCCUCCCAGCUGCACAACCAGUGCCCCAACGUCUCCUCCACAGCCUUCUACGGGAAGGAUCUCAACUUGAACAGUUACCGCCACGAACUCAACAGCACGGAGCUGGAGGAGGAGGAAGAGGAGGAGGAGGCUUUGGCCAUGCAUGUAGGGACCCCAGAGAUCUCAGUAAACAGCUGCAGUGGGGAAAAAACAAGCAGUGUGUAA
Molecule: messenger RNA, 1413 nt
Organism: Protobothrops mucrosquamatus (brown spotted pit viper)
Lineage: Eukaryota; Metazoa; Chordata; Lepidosauria; Squamata; Viperidae
Gene: HTR2C
Product: 5-hydroxytryptamine receptor 2C
Exons: 3
Coding region: 1-1413 (470 amino acids)
Biological process (GO): chemical synaptic transmission; G protein-coupled receptor signaling pathway, coupled to cyclic nucleotide second messenger
Cellular component (GO): dendrite; plasma membrane
Molecular function (GO): G protein-coupled serotonin receptor activity; neurotransmitter receptor activity
Source: RefSeq, a predicted model, not a curated record